AUGGCUUCUCAGUCAAAGCCGGCUACUUUAUCGCCAUGGGGCAAAGCUGUUGCCGGCGCCACGGGCGCCGUACUGGCCAACACGCUGGUCUAUCCACUUGACAUAGUCAAGACGCGUCUCCAGGUACAAGUCAGGUCGCAAAAGUCAGACACCGAGAUCGAUCCGAACGAACCCGUCGAGCCGCACUACUCGUCUACAUGGGAUGCUAUCAGCAAGAUUGUCGCAGAUGAUGGCGUCAAGGGUCUGUACUCGGGCAUGGGCGGCUCUCUCCUCGGCGUUGCGUCCACCAAUUUUGCCUACUUUUACUGGUACUCCGUCGUGCGCACCCUCUACCUGCGUUCGGCAAAGACGACGGCAGCCCCGUCAACCUUGGUUGAGCUCAGCCUUGGCGCAGUCGCUGGUGCCGUCGCCCAGCUCUGUACGAUUCCCGUGGCCGUCAUCACCACGCGCCAGCAGACCCAGCGCAAGACGGAACGCAAGGGUUUUGUCGACACGGCCCGGGAGGUCAUCGAAGGAGACGAUGGUGUGUUCGGAUUGUGGAGGGGGCUGAAGGCUAGUUUGGUACUCGUCGUCAACCCCGCCAUAACGUACGGCGCCUAUGAGAGACUGAAGGAGUCUUUCCUACCGGGCAAGAACAACUUGAGGCUCUGGGAGGCAUUCCUACUGGGAGCUGCCUCCAAGGCCCUAGCAACCAUCGCCACGCAGCCGUUAAUAGUUGCAAAGGUAGGCCUGCAGUCCAGGCCGCCCCCGGAGAGGAACGGGAAGCCUUUCAGCAGCUUCGUCGAAGUCAUGAACUUCAUCAUCGAACGCGAGGGUGUCCUGGGCCUAUUCAAGGGUAUUGCGCCACAAAUUCUCAAGGGCUUCCUGGUGCAAGGCAUCCUGAUGAUGACCAAGGAACGCAUGGAGCUCUUGUUCAUUCUUUUCUUCCGUUAUCUCAAGACACUUCGCACAAAGCAGUUGCAGAAGGUCGCCCAGACCGCUGCCGCGGUCGAGUCCAAGAACUCCUCGCAGCACAACCAGUCGCGCAAGGCGCACCGCAACGGCAUCAAGAAGCCCAAGACCUCGAGAUACCCGUCGCUGAAGGGCACCGACCCCAAGUUCCGCCGUAACCAUCGUCACGCUCUGCACGGCACCAUGAAGGCCCUGAAGGAGCUCAAGGAGGGCAAGCGCGAGACGGCAUAG
Molecule: messenger RNA, 1182 nt
Organism: Colletotrichum karsti
Lineage: Eukaryota; Fungi; Ascomycota; Sordariomycetes; Glomerellales; Glomerellaceae
Exons: 7
Coding region: 1-1182 (393 amino acids)
Biological process (GO): transmembrane transport; translation
Cellular component (GO): ribosome
Molecular function (GO): structural constituent of ribosome
Source: RefSeq, a predicted model, not a curated record